Messenger RNA from Fomitopsis serialis, 1267 nucleotides. RefSeq names its product aquaporin-like protein. The record is from RefSeq and is a predicted model, not a curated record. Gene Ontology annotation, cellular component: plasma membrane. Bases 38 to 994 code for a protein of 318 amino acids. The transcript is spliced from 8 exons. Lineage: Eukaryota; Fungi; Basidiomycota; Agaricomycetes; Polyporales; Fomitopsidaceae. Gene Ontology annotation, molecular function: water channel activity. Gene Ontology annotation, biological process: transmembrane transport.
GAUGCUACCUGCGUGACGGCCUAUGUGACCUAGUAGCAUGGCUGUCAGUGGCAACUUCGAAGAACCGACUUUCGCGAAUUGGCUUGAUGAUCUCAAGGCAGCGUGCCUGGAGUUCAUCGGGACAACCACCUUCCUUCUCCUCGCCUUCGGCGGCAUCCAAGCGGCCAACGAAGAGACAGUGUCGAGUUCCGGAGCAGGGACGUCCGAUGUCCAACAUGUCAUGUAUAUCUCCCUCUCGAUGGGCUUCAGCCUCCUCGUCUCUGUCUGGAUCUUCUACCGCGCCAGUGGAGGAGUGUUCAACCCGAACAUCAGCUUGGCGCUCCUCCUGACUGGCGUUAUUGGUCCGUGCCGCUUCGUGCUGUAUUGCAUAGCACAACUACUGGGCGGCAUCGUCGCUGCUGCACUUGUCCUUGCGUUGACUCCUGGAACACUUCAAUCAGUCACGUUCCUUGCGCCCGGUAUCAACCCAGCGCAAGGUGUAUUCAUCGAGAUGUUCAUCACCACCGCUCUCGUGCUCGCGGUGCUCAUGUUGGCGGCGGAGAAACACAGCGUCACACCGUUUGCGCCGGUCGGCAUUGGUGGGCGGUACUAUACAGGAGCUGGUAUGAAUGUGGCUCGUGCCUUUGGCCCUGCGGUCGUCACAGGCUUUCCUUACGGGACACAUUGGGUUUACUGGGUGGGCGACGGUCUUGGUUCACUCCUCGGCGCAGCCCUCUUCAUCAUCCUCAAGCAGAACCGUUACUGGCGCCUGACUCCGGGGCAAGACACGACUGACCACACCCUGUCGCCCGUCGUGCCGCUACAGGACGGAGUUCCCAUUGGCCGCCGUUCGGGCUCUCGCUCCUCCAGGCGGUCGGGAUCGUCGCGCCCAGGCAAUGCUGCCGAUGAUACCUCGCGGCGUGAGAAGGACGCUAUUGCGCGCGCGAAUGGUGACGCCAGUGCCGCGAAUAUUACCUCGCAUGGCCGGACGCGCGUCAAUGACAGCCCGGUAUGAGGGCGCUGUCUAUCAUCUGGAUAUCUGUAAUUGGGAACGAACCACGGACUGUCUACUUCGACCGCCGUCAUAUGAAUGAAGCAGAUCUUCCGGGCUACGAAUCAGGUGCCAACGGGGCAUGCAAAGUACUAUACAUUAUACUCAUGGAACGGUGCCCGCUGGCCUGUGACAACAUCUAUUUUCUGGCAUUCAUCACAAUGUAUCACUAGCACCUUUCCUACAUUAUAUCUGUAUGGCUACCAAGUUUGUCAAUGGAAACCAAAUGGAAACUCA